GCGCGCAUAUGCGUGAAACGCAGCUAUGGUGUUUAGUAGCAACGAAGGUGCUUUCAAGGAGCUAUCUCUUUUUUUCCGGAGGAUUAAUAGAAGGAUAUAAUUUGGACUGAACUAAUUACAUAUUGUUGCAAGAUUGGAAUUUUAUAUUGCUGUUUGUGUUUUACUUGGGUGGUCAAUGAACUAGUUUCACGACCAUAGUAACAACAACAACAACAACAGAGAGAGAAAGAGAGAGAGAGCUUGUGUCGACUUGUGUUGUUAAAUGGAAAGCAUCCAAUGCGUGUAACGGAAGAGUCUGAAAUUUUUGAUAAUGAUAAACUGUUGACCCGAAACUGAUAAUUCCAAGUUACAUUUUUAAUACUGUCUGUUGUAUGUGUAAAAGAUAUUGAGUUAAUAGUGUAUAUUUAUGUUCGAUUACAAUGAAUUUAUACUGGAAGUUGUUUUAUCAAGUGAGACAACGUUCACAGAUACCAUUGCUACAGGUGGCUGUGAAAGAUUAUAAUAAUGUGUGUCGACAAUACUUCACAGAGAAAAAAUAUGAAUCUUCUAGGAUUAAGCAAGAUUCUAUUAAGUUGUAUGCAACAUAUGUUGCUGCUGCUGCUGCAUCAAUUUUAGGCAUAUCUUACUAUACUUGUAGAUACAAAAAAAAUAUUUAUGCUCUCGAUAAAACAGAGGAUGUAGAAUGUGGUAAAUUACAAAAGGAUAUGAAGACAUAUACUUUGGAAGAAGUAGGAAAACAUGAUAAAAAAGAAAAUCGUAUUUGGGUUACUUUUGGAGAAGGCGUGUACGACAUAACAGAAUUUGUAGACAAGCAUCCAGGUGGUUCUUCGAAAAUUUUAAUGGCUGCAGGUGGCUCAAUCGAGCCUUUCUGGUCUAUCUUUGCAAAUCAUAAUACACCAGAGAUAUAUUCAUUAUUAGAAUCUAUGAGAAUAGGAAAUAUUUCGGAAGAGGAUGCUAAGUCUAACAAGAGUGAUUUGCAUGAUGCAUAUGCAAAUGAGCCUUUCAGGCAUAAAACCUUAAUUGUUAACAAUCAAAAACCUUUUUGUGCAGAACCACCAUCUCCAAUAUUGGUUGAAAGUUUCAUCACACCAACUGAUUUAUUUUAUGUUAGAAAUCAUUUGCCAGUGCCUGAAAUAGAUCUGAAAGACUAUGUAUUAGAAUUAACAAUAGAAGGGGUGACCAAAAAGACACUCAAUUUUGAUGCAUUGAAAAAAUAUAAGAAACACACGAUAACAGUUGCUGUAAUGUGUGGAGGGAACAGACGUUCAGAAAUGGCAAAGGUAAAAAAACUAAGAGGACUGAGCUGGGAUGCAGGUGCUAUUGGGAAUGCUCAAUGGACUGGUGUACGAUUAUGCGAUUUAUUGAAAGAUCUAGGAGUCAAUGAAGAUGCAUUUAGUCAUAUUCAGUUUGAAGGAUAUGAUCUAGAUCCAUCUGGAACACCAUAUGGAGCGAGCAUUCCUAUUUCUAAAGCUAUGGACCCAAAAGGAGAUGUGAUUUUAGCAUAUGAAAUGAAUGGUCAACCAAUAAGUAGAGAUCACGGAUUUCCUGUGAGAGUAAUCGUUCCUGGUGUUGUCGGCGCGAGAAAUGUGAAAUGGCUUAAUAAGAUUACAGUUUCGAAGCACGAGAGUCCGUCGCAAUGGCAACAGGGCGAUUAUAAAGGAUUUUCGCCAAGUACAGAUUGGGACAAUGUAGAUUUUUCUAAAUCGCCCGCAAUACAAGAAAUGCCUGUGAUAUCGGCAAUUUGCAGUCCACGCGAUUCAGAUACAGUUGAGGUCAAAAAUGGAAAAAUAGAAGUAAAAGGUUACGCAUGGUCUGGUGGUGGCCGGAAGAUUAUUCGUGUUGAUGUCACAAACGAUAAAGGAGAGACUUGGCAUACGGCAAAUUUGUCAGCGCAAGAUCUUGACGCGAAAGAAGGUCAAUAUUGGAGUUGGACGUUAUGGAGUGUGGAACUUCCUGUAGAUAAGAAUAGUAAGGAGACUGAGAUUUGGGCAAAAGCAGUUGACUCAGCUUACAAUGUUCAACCAGAAAAUUUUAAACAUAUUUACAAUAUUCGCGGAUUGUUGUGUAACGCGUAUCAUCAAAUUAAAAUUAGGUUGAAACAAUGAAGAAAUUUUUUUUAUACUUUAUCAUGUAUUCCAUACUUUAUAUAUAUUCCGUGUACAAAAAAAGUUAAUAUGUAUCAGUGUAGAAUAGUAAAAAUAAUAUUUUUGUAGAUUAUAUAUAUAUAUAUAUAUAUAUAUAUAUAUAUAAUUUUUUUUAUUUAUAUUUUAUUCGACAAUUACAUAACAAAGAGUUUUUUUAAUUUGCUCAAUAUAAAACAUUAAAAUAUUUGUACAUUACAUACUAUACAUAGACAACUUAAUAUAAAUAUAAAAAUAUAUAAUAUGUAGACAAUUUUAUUAAACUAUUAAGUUAUUAAGUUAGUAUUUGGUACAUGAUAAGAAAAUAAUAUACCAAAUUUUAAUAAAGAUUUAGUGUGGAAUAUAUCAAGCGAAUAGUGUAUUUCGUCUUCUGUAAAAUUGUUCCUGAUGUAUAAUAGGUUUGCCAGUUAUUGCAUGUAUCAUAUUAUCAACCAUUUCUCCGACAAAUGUAUAAGAAUAUAAGCAUCCAACUAAAA
This is a messenger RNA of Odontomachus brunneus, 2617 nucleotides long. It is a transcript of the gene shop, whose product is annotated as probable sulfite oxidase, mitochondrial. The coding region runs from base 420 to 2105 and encodes 561 amino acids. NCBI's taxonomy places the organism in Eukaryota, Metazoa, Arthropoda, Insecta, Hymenoptera, Formicidae. Gene Ontology annotation, cellular component: mitochondrion. The record is from RefSeq and is a predicted model, not a curated record. Gene Ontology annotation, molecular function: heme binding; oxidoreductase activity; molybdenum ion binding. The transcript is spliced from 7 exons.